AAAUAACGUUGACGAGCCCAAACAAAGUUAGCGUGCAACAAUAUCGGACAGUAGAAACCAACCAGAAAGUAUGGAAAAUUGUCUGAAUCCUCCUUUGGCCACGACUGCCGACACAAGCAAGAAAAUGAAGUAAAUACCGGAGACUCUGGCGGAGUAACGGGCGCUUAAAAAGGAGGUAGACCGGGACGAGAGCUAAAAAGCAGGGUCAACAUCAAUGAAGCUAGCAUAAACGUUGGGGGACGCUUCCGGGAUCUUCCGGACCCUGUAACCUUUCUGCUGGACAGGUAAACCGCUUUAACAAAGUAAGACAAGUGUCUGUAACAGAAGUGUUUCUUGUCAAAUGAGACCUGCUGCAUGUUGUAGCGCCGCUAAACUGUUUACCUCGGGUUAAAGGGAUAUUCCCGCGUGAAAUUAAUUUAGGGUCAAACACACCAUGACACAAAGUAAGACACCGCCUUCAGAGGUGAAUGUUGCCGACCGCUUGCUUUUCUAGUUAAUCCAACUUUAGUUUUUUUUUCCAACAAAGAGACUAAACACAACUCACCUAUUCUCGCAGCAGUCGCUUGUUUGUAGCGAGACCUCAGGCCAGUCCAUUACGGACUGCAGCGGGGUGACGCAACUCAAGGAAGAACAUUUAUGAUCAUUUCCUCAUAGAAAUGCAAUCAGACCGAGAUGCUAAGGCAGAAGAACUAUCGCGUCUGCUGUGCAAAAUGAUUAAUAUGGUGAUUAUUACUUCAAGGAAAUGAUAAAGAAAUGAUCAUAAAUGUUCUGUCUUGAGCUGCGUCACCCCACUGUAGUCCAUAAUGAACUGGCCUGAGGUCUCCCACAAACAAGCGGCUGCUGGAAGAGAGUAGGUGAGUUGUGUUUGGUCACUUUGCUAAAGAAAUUAGUCAAUUUAAAAAGAUGUUUGGUGUCUAGUACUAUGGCUGGGUCCCUAUAUGUCCUGUUGAUGAAGUUAGGUGCUGUUCUGAGCAUUAUUUGUGGAUAUGGAGUGGCGUUUUGGUUGAGGUUUGUUUAUGGCUCCUCAGACCGCUGUGUAUUGCUUUCAUGUGGUCAUUACUAAAGUUGGUAAAACUAGAGAAGCAAGCAGUCAGCAACAAUUAUUUCUCGAGGGGGUGUCUAAUCCCUUUAAGAUCUUUCUGUAUGAAUUUUCUGCAAAUGUGAGACAAAAAUACUAACAAAGCUCAUUUUUAAACAGAGAUGAUAUGAAAUCAUGUAAAAACGGGUUCAGUUGCAUUUUGUCAAAGGGUUAAAUCCUCAUUUAAACAAUCAGCAGGGUUACUUUAUUUUUAGUCGGUAUAAUACAUGUUUUCUAAAUUACGACAUUUGAUUUAGUGAAAUACAACACAAAACUUUAGUCAUAACAGUUGUGGACAAUCUACAUUUUGUCUUUUUCACAUUUUUAGCGCAGCCAACCAACUUCCAAAUGCUUUAAAGUAUCUUUUUGAACUCGAGUAAAUAUCUGAUUUCGUCGGUAAAUAAAGAAAAUUACUUACGUUCCCUCUGUCAUAGCUGUAACUGAGUGAAGCAGAGUUAAAUCCUCCGCCGAACUUAAUCAACUAUCGUCCCUGAGGAUGCUCAGUGGGUUUUACUCGGUUUACUCCUGACGUGGGACUUGUAGUUCUUUGAGGGGAGCAUCUGUGGAUUAUUAACGACAGACAGACUUCUUUGCCCAGCGUCCAUCGCGGUACCGUCCGAGGAAUUCUCUUGAUGGAGAGACAUGAGCAGAGACUCAGCUGUCCAAUCAGAACGCGUCUGGGCGGAGAAAUGGGCGGACCAGAGUUAGAGGUCCACCAAUCAGAGCGUCACUACGACAAACCGUACAUGUGUUCCCAAUGUUAUGAUUGCCGUGAAUGGGAUCGCGUCAUUUACUAUGAGGGACAGUUAAAGAUAUCACUGUCACUUUUUUUUUGCAUAAUAUAACCUCAUGGUGGCGCAACAGGUCAAUUUAGGGGAACUACAGAUUCAGAAGGGUUUACAAUUUAGAAGAAAUCAGCUUAAUAAGAGUCUGAAUCAAACAAGCUGACCAACUUACCAUUUACUCAAAGUAUUAACCAAGUAGUAGUAAUAAGAGCUACAAUUAGGCCUUAACAUUUUAUUUACAAAGCACCUUUAAAAAAUCCACAAACAUGAAGUUCAACAAACAUAAAAAACAUUUAACAUUCCUCAUGUUUUCUUCUCUUUACAUUGAAUUGAUUUGUAGAAGACCUCGGUACUAAGCAUUUAAUAAACUCUGUAAAAUCUGGUUAUAUUGAGCUUUUAAACAUUGAUAGACUCCAAAACUAAACACAAACUGUAGACACACCAGUGUUGUUUGUUUGUUCUGUAUGAAAAUAUAACAUUAAGUUUUAGGGUGUUGUUUUAUUUGAGUGGUUAGAUACUCUUGAAAUUGUGUUUUCCUUAAAAACACCUACAGUACAAAUUUAUUUUUAACAGCAGCAGGAUUUAAUCCUCCUGAAAGGCAGUACAAGCUUGUGCAAAUACUGAACUAAUUCAAAUAAUUAGUUUCUAUAUACAAACACUCACUUGGGAAGAAAAAGGGCUUACAGGUCCCUGAAAACUGAACACAGCUGUUCUUUUAAUAAGUGCAUUAAGAGAAAUCUUCAUUUCUCUGUCAAUAAUGAUAAAAAUGCUACAGUGCAGCAGAAUAUAUACUAUUGUUGCACAUCAUUUAGCCAUUCUGGUGAUUGCACCCUGUUCCAUUAAUUGUCUCAAAAUUACAUCAAGAUUUCGGGGUUCAUAGAGCUGUUCUGGAAAGGUGGCAUCUCUUGGUUGAGUGUGCUGUCAGAGGGUCCAGAUGGGUGACAGAAAAGAUCAGGGAAGAGGUCCUGUAUCACUUGUUGGUGAUCCACCUACAAGGAAACAAAAGCAUCCUCUGUCAAUUAUCUGCGGAGGAAAUCCAGUCUGAGUGCAUCUUAGAAAACAUGACAUUACCUGUGAUAGUAAGAUCACUGAAACGGUUUACAAAUCAAUCAAAAGUGGGAAAAUGAUGCACAUACUCACAUUCAUGUCCUCAACUGGGUCCAUGUCCAUCAUUUCCAGCUCUUUAGUUGGAGACGGAGGUGGUGUUGGAUUACUGUAACAGGAAAAAAAUCUCAGCUAGCUUUCUAAUAAGUCCUAAAAAGAUAUGGUCACAUUAUAUAAGAUUAAAUUAUAACAAGAAUUAAUUUAGUGCACUUCAAGAAUCAAGUCACAUUAAAGAUGCAAAUAAACAAGAUAAAAGUCUUGAUAAUGUGGGUAUAAAGCCAGACUGUGACAAGAAAAAAGUAUUUAAAUUACAAGAACAAAUUCAUAUUAAUAUUAGAGAAAAGUCAUAAAGGGAAUAAAGUUAUUAAAUCUAAAAAAUGAAGAUGCAACACACAGCAGGGAUUGUUUAUGGAUGAGCAGCUGAACAAAGAAGAACUGCAGCCUAUAAUCAUAACUUUAUUCUCAUAGUAAUAGAACUUUAUUCUGCUAAAUACCACACCUUUCUGCUGUUCUGACUUCCCCCUCCUCAAACCAAAACUUUAUCUCUAAAUCUCUUAGUUGUUCUCAACUGAUCCUCUGAAACUCUGUCAUACUUACACUGAAACAGGAAUGAAAUUCUUGGCGACGUAACCACUCUUGCCGUUUUUAGGUGCUGCUUUUUCUGCAUGAACAGGUGAUUCAAGGUUAACACAGUGCUCAUUUAUAACCAAGCAAAACAUGUUUCUAUGGACGUCACACUGGUGUACAAUUAAUAACAGAAGCCUUCAUUCACAGCCACCAAGCCUUCAAGCCUUCAGGUAUUAGCCUUCAAUAAUACCUGGGGCUUUGUAGUACUGUCCGAAGGCCGUGCCUUUGGGGAUGUCUGGGUAAAGGUAGAGCAGAGGUUUCCAGUUUGUGUUGGUCUGGGUCUUCAGGCUGUAGUUGAAAAUUAUGUAUGGCAGAGAGUUCACGGAAAGCUCCUGCUUGGUGUACGGUUCAACUGCGUGCACGAGGGUCUCUAUAUAGAAAGAAAACACAGGUGAUGUGUUCCCUCAUUGUUCAAACCCCAGUUUUGAACAGACUUUAGUUCAAGUACAGUGUACAGUAACAUACCACCGUUGGCAUUCUCCACCCAGCUGAAGGUGAUGGCUCCGUCUUUGUUGCUCUCACUAAAGCGGAGCAGAAAGGUGCCGGCUUGUUUUUCCCGAAGCAGGGCCUCUGUUCUCGCCCUGCUCACAAACCCAACUAUGGAACUGAAAACCACACACAGAGUUUUGUGAGUUUACUCACUUUUAACAUCAACAUUCUUCUAAAUUUGAUCUCAGUAAGGCUUUAAAGAGAGGCUUGUACUGUGUAAUAUAAAUCAAUUGUGCCUUACCCAUCCCGCCAAAUAUCCAUCAAGUGUUUUCUGAUCAAAUCCAGGAUCCCAUCAAUCCAAUACCAGGCGCUGGUCUCAAUCUGAGAGUAUAAAUCACAGUGUCAAGAGAGAAAGCUGGUUUCAGUGAGCAUUAAUAGGAUUAGUGUCAGCCUGCUCUAAUAAGACCCCAACUCACCUUUGAGAAAUCUUUCCAGUGAACAAGACCAUCAGGACUUUCUGCAUAGAAAUGUUACGAAUAGAAUAAGUUAUAAAGAGAAGGAGUUAACAGACAAUCGUUUCCAUUUAGUCUUUAAAGCAGAAAAAACAAGAGCUUAGUGUUCAAAGACUCACCCACGAAUUUGUCUCUCAGCACACAGAGCUGGUCCGCAUUGAGACCUAGUUGUCCCACAACCAAAAACUGCCAGCUGAGAACCUGCGCGAGCUGCUCCCAGGUGAGCGAGGGCAGUUUGAGGAAGAAAGACAGGUCCUUUAAAAAGAAACAGACGUUUGUUUAAGCCACCAGAUAAAGGCUGUUACUGGUUACCAAGUGAAAUAACAAAAACUAGAUUGUUAAAAAAACACCUUUAAUAAGUAAAACAGAUUCAAAACAAGCCCCUCAGAUACAUAGGAUGAACAUAAGCGGCAGUGUUUCUAUGUUUCUGUUUCCUGAAAGUGGACUUGGCAUCACUUUAAGGUCAGAACUUUGGGUAUCAUGUGCACAAGCAGGUGUUGUGAGUUAUAUGAUCAAGCCAUGAUACUUGAGGGGAUAUUCAAUUUAAUCUACUGAUAUGUCUAAUCGUAAAGCUUUAGCAAAAAGAGGUUUGUGUGUAUUUUUGUUCCCUGAUGGACCCUGGGUUUACCUUUGGCUCACUGUUGGACAGCAUGUUGAACCACAUGAUAGAGGCCCAGGCAGCAGGGAUCUGAUUGGUGCUAGAGAUGACAACCAGAGGCAGAGAGCUGGUCUGGACCAACAUAAGAGGAGACCAUUUAGAUUUUGAAGGUGAAAAAGGAAAAAUAAAAUGUAAAUGUGUCUGGAUUUCAUCUGAGAAUAACAUUGUCUCACCUCGAUGCUCAAAUCCAGCCCAGCGUACUGAAACUUCAUCUCAAACUUGAUGAUGUGGAGUUCCUCUGUGACCGACAGAUGAUUUGGGUCCUCUUCACUUUUAUUUCUUUUCCUUUUGCUCACCGCUGCACUGGUCUGAAAAUAUUUGAACAAAUGGAUAAAUGAAGAGGAAACGGCUCUAAAAAUGCAGAUAAACCUGUAACUAUCUAGAAAGUAAAAGCACUUAGAUAAGAUCCUCUCACUGAGUGUUUACAGUUAAAUGAAUCUGAACGCCUCAUUUUACCUCCUGUGUUACUUUGAGACCCCGUUUUUUUUCCUUCAGCAACUGAAAUAAAAAACAAUAGAAAGGAAAACUUACUGAAGAAAUAUUCAUGUCAUCAAAUACCAUGGUGAGUGUUUCAUUAUGAAUAUUUCAAUACUUCAGUUAAAUUCAAAUAUUUUGUCUUUAAGUUACAUCUUUGUGAAAAUUUAUCAACGAGCUGUUUGUAAAGUUUCAUACCAUGUGCCCGAAAUCGGCCUCCAGUCCUCCACCUGCCGUGUACACAUCCAUCACCUUUUCAUCACUGCUGAGCUCGAACAGACGAAACCUAAAACAACAUAGAUGUGUAAAAGGUCAGUUGUAAUGAUUGUAAUGAGCGAGUUUAAAUGCACUCAGAGAAACCUGGUAAUUCAUAUUACUGUAUCUAUGACCGACACUAGUAUCCUGGUUUUUGUUUCAGUUUGUGCAGACACCCACUGUGAGGUUUUUGAAUCAAAUUGCACACGCUGAUCAGCAGAGCAGGAGGGCAACAACUCACCUACUCUCUUCCAGCAGCCGCUUGUUUGUAGCGAGACCGAGACACUAAGGCAGAAAAACGAACACGUCUGCAGCGCAAAAUGAUGAAUAUGGUGAUUAUUACUUCAAGGAAAUGAUAAAGAAAUGAUCAUAAAUGUUCUUCCUUGAGCUGCGUCACCCCGCUGCAGUUGAUGGACUCGUCCCAGGUCUCGCUACAAACAAGCGGCUGCUGGAAGAGAGUAGGUGAGUUGUGUUUAGUUUCUUUACUAAAGAAAUCAGGUAAAGCUAAAAAGAUGUUUGGUGGCUAGUGCUAUGGCUGUGACCCUAUAUGUACUGUUGAUGAAGUUAGGUGCUGUUCUGAGCAUUAUUUGUGGCUAUAGAGUGGUGUUUUGGUUGAGCGCAUAGCUCUUUGUAUUGCUAUUGUGCGGUCGUUACUUAAGUUGGUAUAACUACAGAAGCAAGCAGUCGGCAACAUUCAUCUUCCGGGGGGUUGUCUAACUCGGUGUUACCCUGUGUUUGACCCUAACUUAAUUUUACGCCAAAAUAUCCCUUUAAAUCCAUGUCACUGAUUCACCAGUUUACACUCUGAUUUCACUUUUACUCUUGACUUACCCUUUGAUGGUCUUGGCUUCUUCAACACCCCUUAUUUUAAAGAAAAGAAAGACAUAACAAGGAUGAUAUGGGUGUGACUUACAUUUCCUUAAAAAGAAAAGACAGGAAAUCAAAGAUCUUUGCUCAGACACCACAGGUUCACUUACUUGUCAAACUUAGGCGUGACUUUGAGCAAACACUUCUGUACAAAUUCUGUGAGGUUUGCCAAAAACCUGAGGGAUGAAGAGACACAGACUUCAGCCAUCAAAAAAAAACCCAAAACAGUUUAUUCUGUAAAUAAUAACUAUGAUUACAGCGUUAUUAUAGUCUGCAAAAAACAUGACUGUGAUUGAACCAAAACCAAACAACCUCAUUGUGUGUUAGGGUCAGCAUUACCUCACUUUCGCUGUGAAACGCACUCCAGUCUUAAUCACAAGAGGUCGCUGUGGCUGAUUCGUCAUCACAGUCUGCUGCUCAACAACCAGAGCACUGCAAAGCAAAACCACAACAGUAUGUCACCUUAAUUCUGUCUAUCUGCCUGAGUGUACAGACUGUAUCUGACUCAUAAAGCAGUUCGGAUGAAGCAUGUCUUACUUGGAAAGAAGUUUUUUCAGCAGAGACAGAACAUGUGUCUCGAUUUCUGCCAUGGGAGUGGAGAUGCUGGAGGCUUCAGUUCUCUUGUAUUUCACCAGAAUAUCUCGCAGUUUCUGCAGCUGUUUGUGGAUUUCUAGCAGCACUUCUGCCACUGCUGUGAACCUGGAUACACAACACAAAAUGAACACUCUGACUGUGAUAAAUUGUAGCAGUAAAUACAUGAUUAUGAAAGUUCUAUCGAGUUAUAUUCUUACCAUUUCUCAAGAUGGUCCAGAGAGGUGUCAACAGGACCUCCAAUACAGGCGAUCUGUUGUCUGUGCUUCCACUCAGGGAGCUCCACAUCACUGAGAGUCUCCACAACCUGCUUUGUCUGAUUUAAAAUCUCCCGGAUCUGCAUCUCCACCAUCUGCAGCACAACAGUGUAGUUCAGAGCAUUUCAUCCAGAGGUGACAGAGCUGUCCUAAACAUCUCAAACCUCAUUAUCUUCAUUUACAGUCUGUGUAAAAGCAAUAUCUCCCUUUAACUGUUCACUGGUUAUAAUGCACUUCGUUUUUCUGAGUAUUGGUAUCUAUUAAUUGAUGGUGUGUUUGUAGUUUCCCUGUGCAUUUCUGUGUUUACUGUACCUGGUUUGUUCUUGAAAUGAAGUUGGCCUGAUUGAGACAUUCCUGUUCUACAGCAGCUUGAGGCUGAGGGAAUCCAGAGUGCUCUUCCACUAGAGGAGAAGUAUGAGACAGCAACCAUGAUUAAUACCCGGCUACAACAAUCAUAUCACAUUUCUCUCUGUCUCCUCUCGUACCUCGGCUUUGCCAGUUGUUCUGAAUGAAGUCCAGUGUUGCAUACAGGUUCUCCAGUGAUUUGGUUUCCUUUUUGGCUCCCUGAAUCAGAUGAAAAAUUUCACAGAUUAAGAAAUAAUUUAGUGUGUACUUUUCAAAAUGGGGAAGAAAGAGAAAAAUCUGCUUUGUGAUCAAAAUUAGUUAUGCGUCACGCCACGUCAUACCAAAAUCAUCCCUCUUAUGUUGGAAAUCAUCCUGUCCAACAUCUCUCUUCUUUGAUCCAUGGUUGGGGAACUGAAACCCUAAAAACAAAAAAAAUAUAUAUACUUUAUGUAUUCCAACCUUUUAUUUGAUUUUUGUAUUUAAAACUUGCCUGUGUUUAAAUUAAGUAAAUAUUAAUUGUCUUACCUGUGCUUCGGAGGCUGCUGCCAGGAUCCUCUUUUCCUCUUUGAGGCACGUAGAGAGAAUAACAGCCAGGUUCAGCGGAUUAUGCUCAAAGUUUUUCUAAGGAUGGAAAAGAAAACAGAUUAGCACUUGCAAUGGGAAAUGAUAAGUUAUACUUUAUUUCUAAGGAAAAAGGACGUAAAAAAAAAGACUAAAUAACUUUUAAAACAUGUCCAUCCUACCAGGAGGUGGUCUUUCAGUGCUGAAAAAUCUGGUCCCUGUAAGAUGCUGUUCUCCUGGACAGAGCGGCUCCACUGUUCUUCCAGACACACCAGGAGAGCUCCCAAACAAGCCCUGGCUUUGUUUUCAUCCUCGGCAGCCGAAUCCCUGACACACAGCGACAGAUAAGUAAGUAAAUUUACCUUAUACAGCACUUGUCAUCGAUAAAAUCACAAAGUGCUUUACAGCAAGGAUAAAAUGCAGUAGAAUACAGAGAAACACAAUAAAUAUAAUGGCACAGAUACAAGCACAAUGUCGACAUCAGUUGAAAUCCUGUCUAAAAAGGUUUUUAGUUCUCUGUUAAAACUUUCAGUAGACUCUAUGCAACGUAAGGUCAAUGGUAGUGCAUUCCAGAGGCAAGGGACCAUCAUGAGUUUGUGGUCUGAUGGCCUUAAUGAACAUGAGGAGGAGUAGGGUCUCAGCAGCUCAGUGAAAAAUUAACUGGUAACCAAUGUAGGGAAUAUAAAAUUGGGGUGAUAUUGUCUCUUUUCUUGGAUCCGGUUACAAGCCUUGCAGCUGCAUUUUGUACAGUUUGAAGGCGUUUUUUUGUUAAAACACAUGAAAAGAGCAUUACAGUAGUCAAUGCAAGAUGAAACAAAGGCAUGAAUUACCAUCUCCAUUUUAGGUCUUGCAAUCAUGGACCUCAGUUUAGCAAUUCUGUACCAACUUCAACUAAGACACAGUAUGUUAAUCUCAGGACUGUGUUUGUCUAUUUCCCUAAAUUAAGACACACUUUGAAAACAAUAACCAAACAUAAAAAUGAAGGAUUAUCAAAGAAAUGUUAAAAUCAAGUUUUUUUUUCUACUGUUGGUAGUUUUUGAGCAUGUUAUUAUCUAUUUUUGGUUCAUUUCUGAGAUCAUUGUUCUAAGUUUUGAUCAUAAAUUGUACGGCAGGUGGGCUGACAGCAGCUCCGCCUGUGUGUGCGGCCCUCUUACUGUAACUGUGUAUGUCAUGCUGCCCUCUACUUCCUGUGUACAAGUCCAUCUGCAACCUGCAGCUUAUGACUCAAGAUUUCAAGAUUUAUUCAUUUGUCAUGGGUAUGUUAAACAAGGUCAACAAUGCAAUGAAAUGCCCUGGAUGAGAGGACCGCUCGACUCAAGGAGUACAGAAAAAAACACACAAUAAGUACUGAAGGAAUAAAAUAAAAUAAGAAUACAGAUACAAAAGUAUGAGAGGAAUAUUUACAAAGUGAGUGUGAAUGUAUGAAAUGGAGGAUAAGUCAGUGGAAUAAAUGGGGUAUGAAAAUUGACAUAUCACACAUAUUAAUAAUGGUGUAUGAAUUGCUGUGUUGCACUUCACAGAUAAUAUUGCACAGUUAAGUGGGUUAUUGCACAGAGUAUUGUCCGGUGGUUCUGUCAGGAGUUUAGUGACUCACCUUUUAUUACCUUUUUACAAUUCUAGAGAGAGAAGACACUUUUAAUACUGUCUUAAAUAGCUAUAAUGAUUUUACUGUACAUGUGUACUUUUGUGUAAAAUGACUCAUCUUUGCAUAAACAAACAAAAAAUUCUACUUUUUUGUGCGCAUAAAGCAGAUUCUUAUGUGUUUUUAGUUAUAUUGCAUUAGUCGAAUUCAUGAGCACUCACCAGUCCUGGCUCUCUAUCGGCUGGCAGAGGUAGUGUCGGAUCUCUCGGGGGAGUUUGCCCGUAUACAGUUGGCUCACCUGGCCCUGAAGAUCAGAGCCCAGCUUCAGCAGCUCCUGCCACUGACCAGACAUCUGAGGCUUGACGAUAAAACCACAGACAGCUCCGGAAAACUUAGUCGGGGUCAAACUUAUUCGUUGCACAAAUGUAACGACGACAUACACUGUUUAUAACGCACGUUUGAAGUAACGCGGAAAAGUGAGUCCUAAAGAGCCGACAACCCCGAGAGACAGCUGGAAAAAAGUGCAGAAAAUAGUUUUACAGUGUAUUUUUGACGAAAAUAUUUGAUAUUUGAUCAAAUUUCUGAAAACGGCACCACUGUGUACUCCUCACGCAGUUUCAUUCUCAGUUGUGCGCCAACAGGAAGGAGGGGCUGUUUAUACCCGGCUGGUCCAUGUGAUUUCUCGAGAAUGAGAGCUCUACAUCCGGGCACUUUGGGACAGAGGUUUGCGUGGGCUAACUUCCGCUUUCAAAAUAAAGGUACCAUCAAAAGCCCGGAGGAGGGUGAGAUGGGUUUGAAAAUUUAAGUUCAUUUAGAAGGUUAUUCAAUUUAAUUUUGCUCCUAAUUUUGUUAAAAAACAAAUACCUAAAAAAAAAAGAACAUAUGCCACCUUCAGGAUCAGGCUGCCCAAACUGCUGAAAACAAUGAGUAAACUACAGCCGACCUGUCUGAUUUUAAAGGGAUAUUCUGGCGUAAAAUCAAGUUAGAAUCAAACACACCAUAACACGGCAUUAGUCACCACCUAGAGAGGUGAAUGUUGCCGAACGCUUGCUUCUCUAGUUAUACCACCUUUAGGAAUUACCACAUGAUAGCAAUACACAGCUGUCUGAGGAGCCAUAAACAAACCUCAACCAAAACGGCACUCUAUAGCCACAAAUAAUGUUCAGAACAGCACCUAACUUCAUCAACAGUACAUAUAGGGUCCUAGCCACCAAACAUCUUUUUAACUUGGACUAAUUUCUUUAGCAUAGAGACUAAACACAACUCACCUACUCUCCUCCAGCAGAGACCUCAGGCCAGUCCAUUACGGACUUCAGCGAGGUGACGCAGCUCAAGGAAGAACGUUUAUGAUCAUUUCCUUGAAGUAAUAAUCACCAUAUUAGGUAUUUUGCACUGCAGUUAGUUCAAUAGUUCUUCUGCCUUAGCCUCUCAGUAUGAUUGCGUUGCCAUGGAGAAAUGAUCAUAAAUGUUCUUCUUGAGCUGCGUCACCCCACUGUUGUCCAUAAUGGACUGGCCUGAAGUCCUGCUAAAAACAAGCAGCUGCUGGAAGAGAGUAGGUGAGUUGUGUUUAGUCUCUUUGCUAAAGAAGUGAGUCAAAGUUAAAAAGAUGUUUGGUGUCUAGUACUAUGGCUAGGACCCUAUAUGUCCUGUUGAUGAAGUUAGGUGCUGUUCUGAGCAUUAUUUGUGGCUAUGAAGUGGCGUUUUGGUUGAGUGCUCGGCUCUCUGUAUUGCUAUCCUGCGGUUGUUACUAAAGUUGGUAUAACUAGAGAAGCAAGAACAUUCAUCUCUCGAGGGGGUGUCUAACUCGGUGUUAAGGUGUGUUUGACCCUAAACUGAUUUCACGCCGGAAUAUCCCUUUAAGCACACUGAACAUGAUCCUGUUAAAUACACGGUUGAAAUGAUUCAUUUAUGGACUUAUAAAUAACUUUUUAAAGAGUAAGACAGGAUGAUAGUGUUCACACGGAUGUUUAAGAGAGAGGUGGUGGGCUAUUACUAUGCACAGAAGUAUAAAAAAAAUUAUUAUCUAAAUUUAUAUCUUUUAAAGGAUUAUAAAGUUCACAGUCUGCGCAAGCCUUUGUCUACAUUAUUGCACCAUUGCCUUGUUAUUUCAUCACGCGGUCAUAUUGGACACACCCACACACUCUCACUCUCGGGGAGUGAAGGAGAUCCCGGUAAGGCAUGACACCUGAUCAAGUUUGAGAAACCAAGAUCAUACCAGCAUAAAGAAACACUCUGUUUCCUGUUGCUUUCAAAGUAAAAGCCCCGCUUACUCGUGUUGACAUAACUUAUUUUGGGCUCUAGGUGGCAGAAGAGCUCACCUAAUGGUAUUAAAAGGACAAUUAGACUCGACAGAAAAUAACAAAAUGAAAACUAAAGACACUUUAUUUGAACAGCACUUAAAAAACCCAAAGAGUGCUAAGCAAGACCUUACUAUUCUAUUCACAGUCAAUAUUAAAAACAAUAUCAAAAUUUUAAAAAAUUAGAAGAAAUAAAAAACAAACGUAAGAAGUUGAAUACAAAGAAAAAAACAUGAGGGAAACGUGAAAAAUAGAUAAACUUAAAAACAGUCCCUGAUAAAGGAGGUAAAAACCUGCAAGAGUUUAAAUAGAACUACAAUUAAAACAAAUGAUGACAAAGUUUUAACAAACAUAGAAUAAAAGUGGAUCAUAGUUUUACUCUUUUAUCAUAUUCAAGACAGAUUUUUAUCAAACUGAACCAGGAAAACCAGGAAAGCAUGUUUGAGUCAUCUGGUGUUAAUCUGAAUAUGGUGAACUCAUCUGUAAGACAAAAAGGAAAAUUAUAUUAGCAGCAGAUUUCUCAGAAAACAUGGCAAUACAAGGCAGAGCAGGAAACUGGAGAGAAAAGAGCAGACACUAAUCUAAAACUAAAACUCACUGUGUCCAUGCUGAGGCAGAGAUGUUCGCUCAGCAAGUCGAACUCUCCGGGAGUCAUGGGGGGUUCAGGAGACUGACAGGACGGUGACGAGGUGCUGACAUUACAGCUGAGGGUAAUAGAGACAGAGAAACGUGUCAUUGUUAUGAAGUAUGUGCUUAAGCUGCUUUCAUUGAUCAAGACCCCCAUACUUUCAAAUCACUCCUAAAAACAAACCUUUUUAAAAUGACUUUUAACCUGUAAACUGUUGUUUUAUUGUCUUUUCAUAUUGUGUCUUUUUUAACCUUUUACACUGUUGGUCUUAUCACUCAAAAUUUUCUGCAUUUUAAAUUGUGUUUUUUUUGUAAAGCAUCUUUGAGCACCUGUAAAAGUGUGUUAUAAAUAAAAUGUAUUAUUAUUAUUGUUAAAGCUGUGCGUCACAGUUAGACAUAGGCCUGUAAAGCUUUGUGAUGCCUCUGCGCUCCAACAGCAACAUCUUGUGGAUGAUAAAGUCACAGCAGCCCUUUUAAUGACAGUUUGGAGCAAAGUGUUGGGAAGUGAGUGCAAAAAAAUUGCAGUUUCUCAAGUGUCCACUUGAAGCAAAGGGGACACCUUUAAAGCUCCAGUAAGGACAUUUUGGAGGACUCUUCACAGGAGCUUUAACUUCCAUAUCUAAAGGCUCAUACCUAUCAUACCUGAUUGAUCGUUUACUUAAAUAAGCCUGUCUAAUAUUUAAUCCUAUGUUAGGGUUUUAUACGGCUGACAAAUGAACUCACCGCAGUUCUGAGAUGGGGAUCAGUUGGGAUGGUAUGUAUGGGUGAACUGGAGAUUAAACAGACACAUAAAACAUGAGCCAGUAAUACGACACAAUCAGUCAACAAAUGUUUGAAACAAGAGCUUAAAGAAAUGACGAUAAGAAAUGUUUCUGCGCUCCUGCCUUUGCUUGGCUGACUGUUGUACAGCCGUCCGAAGGCCUCGUCUUUGGGGAUGUUUGGAUAGAGGAACUUGAGCGGGUUCUCCGGUACGACCCCGUCUGAGAUCACUUUGUAGUCUCGAAUGAUGUCGGCGAAAGGGAGAGCGCUGAGACGACUUUUAGUGUAUGGCUCCACAGAGUUUAACCGCAUUUCUCCUGUUGGACAAAAGAAGACAACGUAUUUAACAAUCAAGUAAAUGAUGUGCCAAAAACUGCAAUUCUUUGAGUGUCCACUAGAGGCUGUCUCCAUCAGCCCCAGACGCCACAGCCAAAGUCAUUGAAUGAUUAUGUUCUGACCAGCUUUUAGUUGAGUUUUAAGAUAUAUACUGUUAAAUUCACACAGGCUGUUCUAUAUGCAAAAGGCUGUAUCCUCUGUUCUCUGAUUGGUCAAUAUUCCUCAGACUACAAAUGAACUACAAACACGUUUUAAAUCUUUGUGUAGAGAUUGUGUAGAGGCAGAGAUUUAGAAAAGUCUGACCGUUUUCGUUGUGCUCCACCCAGGUGAAGGUGAUUCCUCCGAGGUGACUCUCACUGAAGCGAAGGAGGAAGGUGCCUUGCUCUUUGUCCUUGAGCAGAGCGCGCUCCAUCUCUUUACUCACAAAGCCCAUGAUGUAGCUGCACAGGGUUGAAGAAGGAGAAGAAAAGGUAAACGUGUUUUUCUUUUUUUCUCCUUCUUUUUUUGCCACAUUCUACCACUGACUUUAUUACUGAUCAUUAACGACAGUAGUCGCCCCCUGCUGGUCAUUAGACAGAGCACAGGCUAAGAGUCCCUCUGCAUUGCCUGGCUUCAGUUUUAGGACUCUCUGACUCUUUUGUGAAGUUUAUAUGAGCUGCAGAGAAUCCUAGAGACAGAUUAAAAAUGAGGUGAGGUGAAAUUUAAGUGAUGUUGAGGUUUACCUCUCAUUCCAGACGGGCAGCAGGUGCCUCUUUAUGAGCUCCAAGAUGGAGUCUAGCCACAUCCAGAAACUGAAGGGCUUCCCUUGAAUAUUCUCCUGUAAGAAAAAUUUAACAGAGACUUUAAAUUAGACGCUAAAAAGCCAAAACUAAGGUUUCAAGUCUCAAAAAUUAUUAAUUCCAUCCACUUUACAUAAAAUGUCAACAGUACAUAGAUAUUAGUAGAGACUGACCUUACAGAACUUUGACCAGGACACUUGAUAAUCACUGCAGGAGGCAUGCUGACCUAGAAAGAAAUACAGCAAAUAUUAGACAUUACUUAUUUGAAGGACAGCCACCAGGUUGACUAAAAGGACCCCAAAAACCUCUUAUAAGUCACCACAAUUUCUGCAAAAGGCAAACACGCCGCAACUCCUAAAACAAUUUCUGAGUCACACAGAAGUGCUGAAAGGGAUCAUGGUCAACAACAAAAACCGCAGUUUGAGACAAAUCCGAAGCUUGUGUACCCUUGUAGACCAUCACGUUUCACGAAGACCUCAAACAUGUUUCUUAUUCAGUAUUUUAGAAAAAACGCACCGAGCAGCUUCUCUCCCAGCAUGCUCAGCUGCUCUUUGUUGAGCCCCUGACUUGAGAAGGUGGAGAACUGCCAGCUGAGCACUUCAGAGAGCUGACUCCAGGUGGCUCGAGGUGGGUUUCCAAAAAACGACAGGUUCUAUAGGAACAAGGAGAAGGAAGGAGGUCAGGAGGAGAGAAAUGUGGAUUUUUGAAAACUCGUUUUAUUAUAAUAUGACAAAAGUCAGUUCAAUGUGGGGGUGUUCUUGCCGUCAUUGAUUAUGAGGGAAGAUAAGAGUGUCGAACCAAUGACCACUGUGAAAAGCCUCUGUACACACAUACUUAAACCACUAGGCCACAGGCACACCAGCGGUUCAGAUACAAUCACAGAGUGUUUGAACUCACCCUGGGCUCAUCAGUGAGAAGGUUAUACCACAUGACUGAGGCCCAGCCUCCUGGCAGCUGGCUCACGUUGGAAAUGACCACCAGAGGCAGCGAGCACGUCUGGAAGAGUCACACACAGUUAGAGGGCUUCGUUUAUAGACUGUAUAUAGAGACAGAUGGCAUGACAGCUCCUACAAAGUGAAACCAAACCAUUUAGAGCUGACUGAUGUGUCAAACUAUAACACUGAGGUACAUGCUCAUUUUUUUCUCUGAAUUUGGCUUCAAACUGCAAAAGAGGCGGAUUAGUUUCACUUCUGUACAAGAGGAAGAAGUAGGGAUGUCAUCCAUCUUUAUAUACAGCCUAUGUUUGCACCACCAUCUACAUCCUUGGGUAAAAUUGAAGCUGCAACUGACCUCCAGAUCGAUGGUGAGACCCUGAACUGUGAAACAAGCCUCAAAACUGAGGGAGUGAAGCUCCUCUGUCACGGAAAGCAGACCCUGCAGAACACCAACAUAAAUCAGGAGAUAAUGCACAAGUAAAAACAAGCAUCAUAAUAUUAUUUAUUUCAGAACUGAAGUUUAAAAUUUUGGUAAAACACAUUUUUAAUGAACCAGUUUUACCUCAUUCCCCUUUGUGCCGUUGAUGUAUUUCUUCUCUUUCAGUUGCUGUAAAAUGAAAACAAUAAUUUCAACAACAACGACUUUCCUCCAGCUCCCCUGAUUUAGAUCUUUCUGAUAGUAGUUAGAAUAUCAGCUUAAAUAAUGGAGGCAAAGACGGGUCAUCCUACCAGGUGUCUGAACUCCACUGACAGACAGCCGUUUGAGUAAUCCUCGAUGUCCAUAACUUUAGUGUUGUUAGUCAGGAUGAAAAACUGACGACUUCUGAGGAGAGAAAACAACGUGAAACAAACCAGACCCCUGGAUUUAUCCCAUUUGAUCGGAGUCUUUCUGCCUCUUUCUAGACCAAAAUAACGACUAUCACUCCUGAAAUCUGAAGUUAAAUUCCUCAUUUUGAUCACAGCUGUUUUAUGGUUUUAAAUAAAAAAAUUUCAUGCAACUUAAUCAAAAGUCUUGAUUCUCUGACUAUCAAUUUGAAAAAUAUUAAAAGCUUCUUCAGGAAUUUAAAUCUCUGUUUAAAGCUCCAGUGAGGAACUUUUGGUUUGUGUCCAUUUUGGCGCCCCCUGUGGACAAAACAGGCGUUGCUGAUCUUAAUCUCUACAUGCAUAAGUAGUAACUUUCGACUAAAAUAUCAUCCAGAUGACUCUUGACAAUCAGAUUUAUAAUUUUUUUAUGAAUGUUUGAAGUGGAAAAUGUAAAAUUUGAUGCUAUUCAACUGACAGCUGCCCACUCGCACCAACUACAAAGUUUAAUUAUACAGAAUUAAAAUCCUCAGUCUUGUUUUGUUUGUUUUUGUUUAGCAUAAAAAGGCAUCACUGUGAUUUUAAGUCUGUUACAUGAACAUAAAAACCUCCUCAUAGGAGCUUUAAAGGACUGGUACACGAGUCUCCUAGUCUACAUGUCUCAUGUCUUUACUCUGCUGCUGUGUACCUGCUCACUCUCUGUUUAUAUCAGGGCUAAAAUUAUGUCGUGACGUUGUUUGUACUCACACUCUGCCGGGGGGGAGGUCUCUGGAGACACAAACACACAAAAAAACACCAUAUAAAUUUAGAUGACCAUAAAUACAUCUGUCGUACUAUAUCGCUCUAAAUAACCAGACAGAGAUAUCUCACUUUAUAGUUUUACAAGUUUAUGUUUGACUGUUACAGAAAACCAGAUAAACAAAGUGAAACAUGGAGGAUCUUACUUGUCAAAUGUUGUUUUCACUUUGAGCUGAUAAUCCACCUCUGGAAGUUUAACCAGGAGUCUGAGAGGAGAAGAAAAGCAGCAACAUUAUUAUUUUACAGCAAGAAAAAGUGAUUCAAAACAGCUGCAUGGAAACUCGAUGUAAAGUACGCAGAUCAAAUCAGGAAGAUACCUGACUUUGGUGGUGAACUGAACUCCAGUUUUAACGAUGAGGGGUUUCUGAGGGUGUGUGGGCAUACACGGCUGCUUCUCGACCACAAAUGAGCUGCAAAAACAACAAUUCACGCAGUUUCAUCAGACAAAAUACAGCCUAUGAUACAAGCCUGUAAAAGUUGAAAACAGUCUGUGCUUUUCUUUUUGUUUUAUGCAUAAAAGUACCUCUUGAUGAGGUGAUAGAGGAGGUAUUUGACUCUCUCCUCCAUCUGAGGUUUCUGCAGGGGGAUCGGGUCGCUCUCGUACGUGACCUUCACGACCAGCUCGCCCAGUUUGUCCAGCUGCCGUUUGAUCUGGAAGAGACUCUGAGCCGUCAGAGUGAACCUGAGAGGAGACGGGGGGGGACAAAAGGCUGAUAUUAGACAUCACACGAUGAAAAUUAGACAUUUAAAUGUAAAUGAUGCAUUCAGCUGUUAUUCAUCUCAGUACCAGCCCUGAAGCUGGUCCAGGCCGGUGAGCAGCGGUCCACCGAUGGCGGCGAUCUGCUGCCUACGCUUCCAGUCCUGCAGCUCAGGGCUGAGCUGAGAGGUCAUCAGGUCAUCGAUCUCCUUUAUAACAACGUCCAUCUUUGACAGGAUCUCCUGAGAGAGGACAGGGAUGAUAGAAGUCUUAGUUUGUAGAAAUCGAUUUCACUUUACGAAUCAGUGCUGAAGUUUUUAUAUUUCUGUCGACAUCCACUUUUAAAAACUUAACUAACUUUAAUUUUACUGAACUGAAGUAUAUGUUUAGAUUAAUAAUCCCAGUUUUUCAGGGAUGUAACGGUUGAAAGCUUUAAGUGGAUCAUGUUUUGUUCAGGCUCAGUGUAGGGAGAAGAUCUCUGAUGCACAUUAUUAAGGCUGGGACUAUUUACUUAAAAACCAGGUGAGCCUACGGUUACAUUGAGUCUUUAAAAAGAGGAAGAGAGGAUGUGAAGUCAACCUGCUCACACUGAGGUUAAAUUUGUGAUUUGUGUGUUUGGAGACAUUUCAGUGAAGCUUUUAGAGCUUCACCUGACGAUACAAACACUUACCUUCCUCUUAAAGUCCAGUCUGUUCAGCAUUUCCUGCAGUCUGGUUACUUCUUGUUUCAUGAUUUCUGAGUUCCUAUCUGUCGAGUCUAACACACGCACGCACACACACAUGUAAAACCACACAUUUGUAGAAAGAAGCACUUUUUUCAGAGCUGCGAGCAGCUACAAAAAAAAGCCUGUUAAAAAUACUUUUCACAGCUCGAACGCUCAGGGCGUACCUCGAGACUGCAGGGUCUUGUAGCGGAAAUCAAAGUCGUCCUGCAUGUCCUCGAUGUAUUUCACAGCCUGGUCCAUCAACUACACACACACGUACACACAAAAACACACACAGACAUCGACAUAGAUCUCCUUUUUUAACUUCAUGAAUGAAAAGCAGAAAGCGUUUCUGUUUCAGUUCCCUCAGAGUGUUUCAGUUACCUGCACGCUCCCCCUGAUGACCCCGACUCUGUUGUCCAUGUUCUUCUGUCUCUCAAACGCCACAGAGUUCUGCAGAGAUUUCUCCAGAGGACCCUGGUGGACAUUUAUUCACUGUUUAGUCACUUUUUCUGACUUUCUGCAGACAUUUUCACUGUGCUUUUAAAGAUAGAAACUGCAGGACCAUCACUGCGGGAUGGUUUUUGUGAGAUAGCUUCAGGUCAGUUUUCUGAUUGGUUACCCAGAUGUCUGUGAACCUGAUAAGAGCCGGUUUGACCAAAACUUUGUUUAAUUUAAUGCAUCAGUGAAAGUAAGACAGUAUGCAGUGUCAGGUGUGCAAAAAUCCUCUUCUACAAAAAGUCAUCUUUAAGCUCUAACUUCGUGUGCAAAUAUUGGCCCCCUGCAAAACGGCCCCAGUCUGCACUGAUUAUUUUAUCUUUGCGGGUUCUGGAUUUGUAUGCAAAUAAAUCCAGUCCAGAUUGUGGUUGAGUUAUCAGUGGUGUUCAUUUUGCUCCUAGCGUUCUUGCAGAAGUCUGAUUGCACAAGGGCAGGCGACAGUUUCUCUGGAUUUAUGUAACGCGGUUGGAAAGAAGCGGUUGUACUUUAAACAAAACCACCUUCCUGGUAGCAGCUCGAGUUUACGAGCAGAGGCGCCUGUCACUCAGGAAGCAGAGGGACUUUCCCACUGAGCGAGACAAAAGUGACAAACCUGUUCCUGCAUGCAGGCGCUGGAGAGGAUCCGCCGCUCCUCCCUGAGGCAGGUGGAAAUAACUCUGGCCAUGACAGCAGGGGUGGACGUGUACUUCACCUGCACACAUAAGAGCAAACUCCAGGUUACACAAACACCAAUGUGUGCACACUUAAGACAAAAACAAAGAAAGAAGGAAAAGGAGCAGCUCUUCAGUUUGAGGGUUUUCAUUUUCACAUCGUUUAUUUAUCUUUGCAUCUUGAGAAAAAACUGCUCAGAGGAGGAGGAGGAGGAAGUUAUCACAGAAAUCAGUUAUUAAUAGUCCGUCUAAGGUUUUUACUGGAAGUCCUUCGUUAUCAAACCAGGAAAAGGAAUGAGGUUAAACUCGCCUCUGACGUCAACUUAAGAUGACAAAAUGAAAAGAGGAGGCAUGUUGCCAAAGGUGUAGACAGUUGCUGGAAGAAGAGCUUGUUCUGCGACUGGCAGUUAUAGCGUUGAACCAUGAUGUCGAUUUAGAGGAUGUUACUGUUAUUUAUCACGGAAACAAAAGCAGAUUUAUCGUCACGUACUUUCAGACAGUUUAAGGAAAAAUCUUUGUCACUUUUCUCUCUGCCUCCUGAAGACCAACAUCUUUAGUCACAGUCUGCACACCAGCCCCAGAUUAAACACGAUUUACUGAAACCAGACAGCGACUAAUCAUGAUCAUUGAAGCCAUGGUGUUUUUAAGAUAAGAUAAGAUAAGAUGUACCUUUAAAUAGUUCCACAGGGGGAAAUUCCAAAACUUACAGCAGCAUGGUAUAGAUACAGAAAAGACAAAAUUAAAAUAUAAAGAAACUUCAAGUUAAAAACAAGUUAUGUGCAUGCAUCAUAUUUACAUCUGUACAGAAUUCACUUUUUAGUACAGAUUAGUCCAUGAUGGGAUUGUUUAUUAUCAUAAAUAAUCUAAGUAACUCAGUUUUAUCCAAUAAAAAACUAUAAAAGUUGCUUUUAAAAGCUCAUUAAGAAACAGUAGAUGGUAUGAGCUGCAUUACAUACAGAGCAUGUGCAGAACGCAGCCUCUGAUUGGUUAACAAAUGUAAAAAUAAAGGUGGCAACUGCUAUUUUACCAAAAUUACUAUUACUAAUGUUGUCACAGAUUACUUAACUCAGGGGACUAAAGAGGUACAUAGAAAACAUCGAUAAGGCGUGAAGGCAGAUGAGGCUGGUGGCUCAAACAAGUUGAAAACCAGCUGAUCUGAGAGAGCUCUAAACUGGCCCAGGUUCACGCAGACCAACACACCAGGAUCAGGAUUUCCAUCGUCUGCAGGAGAUUGAGACAAACACAGCGUAGGUGUUCUGUUGUGUCUUGCACCCUGUGUCAAAGCUGGUUCAGAAAAGUACAAAAUAAGCUGCUGUGGGAAGAGGAAACUUUUUCUCUAGCCUCAAAAUUUUCAUGCAUCAGCAUCAUUGCCCGAAUGAUGACUGAGGAUGUAUCAUCACACUCCUACACACUCUUUCGUUACUGGAACAAUGACAUUUGAAGGAUGACAUUUGGCAUUAGAAAGCAGCAGAUGAAUUUGUUUAUAAAGUAGUAGGGAGCUUCCAUUUAUAAACUGAUUUCCCUUUUUAUCAUAAUCUGAAUGUUAUAGGUGAAGAGCAGCUUGUGCUUGUUUUUAGAAUAAGAAAACACCUUUAAAUGUACUUUUAACACACAAAUAUCAGACGUGCUCCCAGAGGGGUUUUCCUCCCAAAGAUUGAGCUUUAAUUAGACACAGAAACUCCAAACUUUGUUAUUGUUAGAGACUCUUUUGGGUUUUAUGAGCUGCUGCAUUCACACAUCACAACAACAACAACCCACAAACACCUUUGAGCACCACACAGGAGGAGUGACUGCUUCCUCUGAGAGUGGGACUCUGACAUAUUCAGAUGCACAGGAAACAGCGGUGUGAGGCUCUCGGGUUUGUUCUGCAAAGGUUCGAGUUUUUGAGCAUUAAAUAUGAGCUGAGGCUAACAGCAUUGACCGAGCAUCCUGUUGUAGAGCUCAAAGACCAAAGUUAACACCUUGACAGCCAUCCGUGGAGUGUGAGGAAGCUCAAGUUCGAGAGUUUGCACACUUGUAACACAGGUAACUUUCAGGCAAACUGAAAAUGUCGGAUAAACAAUUGCUGAUGAGCUCUUGAGUUUUUAGCUGACCGAAAAACCACACACAGAAACAGUUAACACCCUCUGUCAAAGUACAGCCACUAUUUUCUACUUCCCUUUAAUCUUCAGUACACCACAAACCACAAAGUACUUCUCUUUAUUGGAGAUGCUUUUAUUCCACUCCUGCAAAGAUCACAAGUGCAAACAUCGGGCUUUGUGGCCUGUACUACAGCAGGUCAGCAGAUGGAGCUACAAGCAUUUUGGCUUCACCUUAAGUGGAUGCCAUGUCGUUCAUCUUUCUGUACAAUAACAAAGGAUGCUGCUGACUCACCUGUAGCUGCUGCUGGAUGAUUUUCAUGUUGUGUCUCUGCAGGAAGUUCUGCUCCUGUGAGCGCACUCGCUCCAGCUGGGAUAGCAGGUUAGCGAACAACACGGUGGCCAUCGACUCAUCGUUAGCUGCCGUUUCCCUGAAAACAGGACAGAGUGAGAGAAUCAAAAAGUGGUGGAAGGUAUGCCACUGGUGCGCUAUUGGUAUUAGUUGUCAUAUGCAUCAUGGGGGUGGAGCAUGGGUUGUAUGACAGCCUGAUAACGGCCUUCCACAUUUAAACAGCACCCUAGAAAUGGUUUGAUGAUUGUGUCAGCAGUCAUUGGUUUUGAUUAAGACGCAAACUCGUGUUGAAAAGUGAAGCUAAUAUAGAGGAGCAAAAAGGCUGCAGUUCCACGAGUGACCACUAGACACGGUCUCCAAAUAUGGAGAACUAUGGACUGACUUCCAUGCUGAAAGUCCACCUUCACUUAAGGUUAGGUUGGCUGGUAUUUAAGCUUUGAAGCACCUCUAUGAAGGAGCCUGCUUUCACGUUUCAUACAUCUUUGAUAUUACUUCCACUCUUACAUAGUUGUUUGGAUAUAUUCCAAAGUUUAAAGGGAUAUUCCGGCGUAAAAUUAAUUUUGGGUCAAACACAACGUAAGAGACUAAACACAACUCACCUACUGUCUUCCAGCAGCCGCUUGGUUGUAGCGAGACCUUGGGCCAGUCCAUUACGGACUAUAGCGGGGUGAUGCAGCUCAAGGAAGAACAUUUAUGAUCAUUUCUUCAUGGAAAUGCAAUCAGACCAAGACGCUAAGGCAGAAGAACUACCGCGUCUGCAGUGAAAAUGACUAAUAUGGUGAUUAUUACGUCAAGGAAGUGAUGAAGAAAUGUUGUGUCUAACUCGCUGUUAUGGUGUGUUUGACCCUAAAUUAAUUUAUGCUGGAAUAUCCCUUUAAAUAUUGCCUCUUGGUUUCAUAUGGUGAAUCCAUAGCCAGUUUGUCUGUUGUCCAGCAGAGGGCGACUCCAUGGGGUUACCUCAAUAGUUUUGUUGUUAUUUUUCCCACAUGUAUUUUUUCUCUUCUAUCUUUACCUUUUUGGAAAUUAGUUCAUUCGCCAUUCGUUUAUUUGACUGCACUAAAUAAGGGGACCUCCAAAAAUAUUAAAGUAAAACAUUAUUUAUAAACAGCCUACCCCACCUGGGAUGUAGAAAAUAUAAUAACAUGUGCCUGUUUUCUUUUGUUGAGGUCUUCAUUAUGAUUUUCAACAUUUCUAGAGUAUUAAAAAGGUAAAAUCGUCUUUUGGUUUACUGAUAAAAUAAUUUAAACUGUCUCACACAGGACUUGCAUUUGUGUACUCGUCACCUUCUAUGCAACACAAAUCCCUCGUUUAACUUUAGUGUUUAUUUCUCACCACACUUUAAUAAAUCUGUUUCAUUUUGUAAUUUAGCUGAGGUGAUUUUUAUUUAUCCGUACUCACCAGUCCUGAGACUCGAUCCAGCCUGCUAAACCCUGUCUGAUGUCCAUGGGGAAGUUAUCAUCGUACAGGUAGUCCACAUGUUCCAGGAGUCUGAUCUCCAGCUGCUGAAUCUGUUUCCACUGACUCAUCCUCACAUCCACUGAACAAAUACAGACACACGGAGCAAAUAAUCCACGAGGAAAGACUCUGUUAUAAUAUUCAUGAUUACUCUUAAAGUGACUUAGUUCGGCUCUUGUUUUGUCCUCAUACAGACUUCUGUUUGCUCGGUGUGUUACCUGAGUCUUCUCUGCGCUGCUUCCCCUUCAGGCUCAGUCCGCAUGUGAACAGCUUUCACUCUGACUUUCGUUUUUAGGUCAACCUCACAUCCAGGAAACAUGCCAGCCUACUGCACACACACACACACACACACACACACACACACACACACACACACACACACACACACACACACACACACACACACACACACACACACACAAAGGUAAUAAAGUGCGUGUGUUCUGAGGAAUGAGCCAACAUUUACCGGUAAUCCCUUACCUGUUGUGUCACCUGAAAAACUGCCGUCUGUGGUUUUCAUUUUGUUUUGUCUCAUUAAAGAGAGGCCAUGUUCUUUAAAGGUUAGAUAACAAAUGAAUAAUGACUUUAUACCAUCAAUAACCAGUCUAGUGAUGUUAAUGAAGCUUAAUUAUUGGAAAUGUGUUUCUCAAUUCAUAAUAUGAUUGACUAUACCUAACCAAGUGGUUAUAUAAUUUUAAUUCUUUUAAGAUGGAAAGAAAAAAACUAAAGACGUUUGAAGGAAACUGCAUAAAAAAAAAAUUAGAAUAAAAUACAAUAAAAAUCAAGAAUAGAAUCUAAAAAAAGAGAACAAAAAAGAGAAACAAAGAAAUGUAGUCGUUGAAAAGUACAAAAGACAUUAUGUUGAAGGAUAUCCAAAAAUAUCAUAAUUAGUAUAGUAUGAUAAAAAAUGUUAGUAUGGUAUGUUAAAAAGGUCAAGUAUAGUAUGAUAAACAUAUCAUAGUAUAGUAUGAUAUUUGAUUAUUAUUAUCAUCACCAUUAUUAUUAUUAUUAUUAUUAUUAUUAUUAUUACUACAAAUUCCUUUAUAAAUCUAUAAUAAUUUUAUUUCAGUUUAUUUAUGUUAAUUAGUGAUAAUAAUGAGAUAGAUAGAUAGAUAGAUAGAUAGAUAGAUAGAUAGAUAGAUAGAUAGAUAGAUAGAUAGAUAGAUAGAUACCUACAUAGAUAGACGAACGGAUAGAUAGAUAGAUAGAUAGAUAGAUAGAUAGAUAGAUAGAUCUAUCGAGAUUUACUUAUCGAGAGAUAAGUAAUGUACUAUCAUAGACUGUAUUUACUGUAUUGUUGUCUCUCUCUAUAUAGUCUAUUUACAGUCUAUGUGUACUGUAGGGGCGGUGGGAAAAUCUUGCCAGCAGGUGGCGGUAUUACAUUAUUAUGUCGCUACAAACCACUAAACCAACAAACAGAAGAAGAAGAAGCAGCCGCGGGGUCAGAGUUGAGAGUUGAGCCCGGUGAAAACAUGGUGGAACACGGGGAUAUCCGCGUGGUUCACCGAGGAGGCAGUAGAAUCAACUUCAGAGAGCCUGUCAUCACCAACGACUCAAGGUUAGUGUGUGUUUAUAUAACCGCAGAGUUUAACAUUGACUCUGAGAGACUUCAUCGAUGUUUAAAGGUCUAAUUAGACUAAACCACAGAGCCGGUGUUAGCUGUUAGCAUUAGCUGCUGCUGCUGUGUGUGUGUGUGAUGGUGUUUACAAAGUUAUACCUGCAGCAGCUCUGCACACCUGUGAGACACCUCACUGCUCCGGGAUAAUAACAUGUGAAGUCCUCAGUUUCUGGUCCUUAAAGCGGGUCUUCUGUUGGUCCAGGUUCCUGCUGUGCGCCUCAGGAGAGUCUGUGAAGGUCUUCAGCACCUCCACUGAGGAGACCAUCCACGACCUGCGGGGACACACCGACCUGGUGACAGGUGUGCUGCUCAGACCCUCCAACCACCUGCAGGUACACUCACCAGAUCAGAGGUUUAUGGAAGAAGAAAGAAAGAGUUUAUCAGAAAUAUCUAAAACUCAGACUGUAUUCUUGUUUUUAUUACAGGCCUACUCUUGUUCAUUAGAUGGAACUGUCAGACUUUGGGACUUCACAGAUGGUAUCCUCAUCAAGGUACGGCUUAAAAUAACAAAAAUAGAAAUAUUUAAACACAAUCAUGUCCUCUCCAGCAUAACAGAACAUCUAUCAGGGUUCUUUGUGGCCCAGAAGAAACAGGACCUUUGUAUUCACUUUUAUUUAAAGGGAUAUUCCGGCGUAAAAUUAAGUUAGGUGUUACAAACACGCUGUAACAUCGAGUUAGACACUUCCUCCAGAGAUGAAUGUUGCUGACCGCUUGCUUCUCUUGUUAUACCAACUUUAGUAACAACCACACGAUAGCAAUACACAUAGGGUCCCAGCCAUAGUACUAGCCACCAAACAUCUUUUUAACUUUGACUAAUGUCUUUGGCAAAGAGACUAAACACAACUCACCUACUCUCCUCCAGCAGCCGACCCUAUAUAACCUGUUGAUGAAGUUAGGUGCUGUUCUGAGCAUUAUUUGUGGCGUUUUGGUUGAGGUUUGUUUAUGGCUCCUCAGACUGCUGAGGUCGUUACUAAAGUUGGUAUAACUAGAGAAGCAAGCGGUCGGCAACAUUCAUCUCUCGACGGGGUGUCUAACUCGGUGUUAUGGUGUGUUUGACCCAGAAUUAAUUUUACUUUGGAAUAUCCCUUUAACACUACCCUCAUACUCGAGAUCUUUUUACCACGCCGUCAUUCUGUUGUGGACGUUACACACCAACACAAUAUAAAGGCUAAUCCAAACCUCGCUGUCUCAUUCUACCCAUCUUGACACAGAAGUAGAAAACUGUCAAAUUUGAGUCUCUUUCUGAAAAAUCUGGGUUGUGUGUUGAAUUUGUUGCGAUGUCUGUUGGUGUGACAGCUGUGUGUUCUCCUCUAGACUUAUGUCAUUGGAUACCCGAUUCACUCCAUCUACACCUCAGCCAACCAUGAAGGAGUCAUCUUUAUCGUCACUCCCACCCUGAGUGACAAAAGAACAGGUGAGUCCGACAGCUUGUCUUUGUGUUUGGUUUGAUGUCUGAGCCUUCUUGCCAGUGAACACUUAAAUAGUGUUGUCCCCCUGAACGUGAAUUUUUUUACAUCAUGAGUCAAGAAAACUCUCACAUUUCUCACAUUUUGUCUGUUGAGUCUCUUCUCUCUAAUGUUGAGCUCAUACACCAAGUUAUGCAGAAACAACAACUUUGUGGAAAGCACUUGUUGACCUUAAUUCACCUGCAGAAAAUAGUCAUAUGUGAUGUAAUGAUAUACAGGAAAAGAAAACUGACCUCGCUGAAGUAAAUAAGAUAGUUGGCCUGAAAUGCUCUGCCGUCCAGCUGACAGUCAACAUCGAGGAAAGUCCAAUAAAUGUGAUUUCUGCAGGUCAGAAAUGAGACUCAUGAAGUUGAUGCAGGACUUUGGGGUUAGAUAUUCAGCUCUGAAAAACUGUUCAGGCUUUAAAAGAUUGUAAACUCAGAGAAUGCUUCAUCACGUCUGUUUAUAGAGCUAUGAUCUUAGAUUCUGUCGACAUCUAUGACUGCAGUUUUAAAGCCUUCUCGAUGGUGAUUGUUGUCCCUCAGCUGUCCUCUGUGAUGACCAUUAAAUUUGUUUUGAAACAGUCUGUAAGAAAACGUUUUAAUGUAAGUGUGUCUUUUAGUCAUUCCAGUUAUUCCUCUCUCUGCGGGUCAGCUCGGGGAUCAGGGGAACUUGUUGCCCUUUAUUUCACUGUCCCUAUUUUGUAGAUACUUCCACUAGAUGGCGCCAGUUUCACACAAAAUAUCUUCUGUUAUGCUUGAGGCAGAAUCUGGGUAAAAGGUCACUGGGUAAGAAUGUGCAUCAGGCUGAUGUUUGGUUGUGUGUGUGUGUGUGUGUGUGUUUGCAGAGAUGUUCCAGUUGGUUGCCGUACAUCUGCCGCAGAGUGGAGAUCAGCUGGUGGAGGUCCGAGAGCUUUCUGCUGUGCUCAGCGACGUCAGCUCCAACCCAGCGGCCAUUGACUUUGGCAGAGGGGUACAAACAUCUCUGCUUUGACAAACACAAACCUACAGACUACCUGGAACAGACGCUUUUCCUGAUAGACAGUUUGUCGCUCUGACAGCUGAGCAGAGUCAGAUACAAGAGUCUGUUUCCUUUUGUUUGACUUUCCUGCUCCACCAAAGUUUAAAAAAAACAGAGUUGAUUAUUUUUUACCAUGAAACCAAGCUUUAAUGUUGAUUCAAGAUGUUACGUCUUCAAAACCUCCACCAAGAAUACCUGACUUUAGCUGAGGAGCUUCUUCCCAUAAAUGAGAUUUUUAGGAGCCUCUUUUUAUUUUAGUUGUGUGAAAUUUAGAGAGAGAAUCAAAGAAUCUUCAUGUUGAUUAUUAAUGUUUUCUUCAUCGCAGGGGGAAUAUAUUGCAUCAGUUAAAGGUUUGCAGCUGGAGGUUUACUUCUUCAAAAAGCAGAAAGCGUUCAGGUGAGAAAGUUUGAGAUUGAGUCUGGUUAAUAAAAUGUAGUUACUUCACAAAUGCUGGUCAGAUUUUCAAGUAAAGUCUCUUUUCUUUCACGGAUUAUAGCAGAAAAGCUUAAUUAGUUUCAUAUUUUUGCAUAAAAUCAUGGGAAGUUGGGUAGUUUUUGUUUUCUGAUCCUAUAUUUGUCUUGAAUAUUCAGUAAUACUUCCUGUCUUAUCUUAAAAUACAGAUUCCCUCUCAAGGAAGACAACAAAAAGGGAGGAAAGAACACAUUCACGUGUAUUUCCUGUCACCCAAAAGACGACUGCAUUGCCACUGGACAUGAGGACGGAAAGAUCCGCCUGUGGUCAGUUUGACGACAGAAACAAACUCUUCGUUUUCAUUAAUCACUCGAAACAAGUGCUGACAAGUUUUGAGGGUUUUAGUUUGUCCGGAUAUUUCUCCACAUUUCCCUUUUUAUGAUGAUGUUUUUUUGUGACUAAUUAAACCAAACCAGACAACUGGAGACAAUAAUAGAAAUUUUAUCUAUGAAUCACAUGUCAAUACAGCGUUAAAACAUGGAAAUAAAUACAGAAGUCAUCAGUUAAGCAUGAACCCAACAUACACCCCAUAGAAAUCAAACAUCAAAAAAGUCAGAUACAGAGCACAAAGUCUGACUGAGGAGGGUCCAAAGCACCUUAUUUCUUUAAUAUAUAAACAGAAAUUUAAUAAUCGGACCAGCUGAGCAGAUUAAAUGAAAGAAAUCAACCAGAAAACAGUCACAACAGACAACACAGCUGAGACACGUACAAGACAAGAUCAGUGAAGAACUGAGAGGCACUGCUCUGUCCACAGGGGGCGCCAAAGUCAACACAACCUGGAGUUUCUAACAGGUGAAUAAUCCUUUAAUCUUUUCAUUAUUUGUCGUUUCAGGAGAAACUUUAUCCAUAAGAGGGAGUACACCUACUCCACCCUGCACUGGCAUCACAGCGCUGUCAGCUCACUCUGCUUCACCCCUGAAGGUGGCGCUCGUUUUAUAAACGCUCCUCUCUUCUUCAUCGAUUCAGCUGAAACCGUCCUGCUAACAUCUGUCUAUCACUUCCUUCCUCCUGCGUCUGUUCAGGCACUAACCUGCUGAGCGGCGGCAUCGAGUCCGUGCUCGUCCAGUGGAGGUACAACCAAGACACUCAGCGGGACUUCCUGCCCCGUCUGGGCGCCGCCAUCACACACAUCACAGUCUCACCUGAUGGAGCGCUGUACUGUACCUCUCACAGUGACAACAGUAAGGAGCUGAAGACUCACAUGAACAACAAUCACACUGUUUGGUAUUAACUGGACUGUAAACCAUGGAAAUGUUAAUAUAAUCUAACAUUAGUGAUAAUAAUGAUCGAACUUUAUUUAUGUAGCACCCUUAGAAAAAAGAUAGAAGAUUAAUCAAAAGUGAGAAACAAGAAAAUCUAAAAUGAACAGAAAUACAAUAAAUACACAAACAAAGAGAGUAAAUACAGAUAGAGCGACUCGAACAUGGAGAUUUAAAGGUAUACGCCGUCUAACUCCAGCUAACACUGCAGCAUCACCUUUGAAAUAUGCUGAUAGACUCUCUUUUAGAAUCUCUUUUAUAACCAAACUCUUUAUUACUGUUUUUUUACAUUAUACAAACAAGUCCAACAAGAUCCCUGAAAGAUCUUGUUAUUCCGAUUAUCGACAUAAAUACUUGAGAAAAUCUGACGUCCUUGAAAAAACUAAAAUGUAGGAAAAAUGCAGUUUUGUGCUUUCGUCUGAAACUGUGAUUCUGAAUCUCAAACUGUGCUCACUGGUUUGUGUCUCCGUGUGUUUCAGAGGUGACGAUCAUCCAGAGCUGCGUUAAAGUAUCAGCUGUGAUUCAGGGUCUGGUCAAAGGUGAGUACAGAUUGUUUUUGGCACAGCACGUACUUCGAUCAUAAGAAUGCUAUGCAGGGUCGUAAAUGAUGGAAAUAAAAUUAUAAAAAGGUUCACGAUUCUUGGAAAGCCACCUGGCUUCCAAGAAAAUAUGAUUGACAUAAUUCUGGUGCCAGGAAGAGCAAAUAUUUAGGUUUUUAGAGCUGCAUUUAACUGUUAUAUCAUCAAAGUAAGACAGAGGAAAAGUAAAAACAAGGUCUCGUCUGAAGCUGCCAUCUGUGUGUGAAUUAACAGUCUCCUUAUUUUAUCCUGGUGCAGGAGAAAGUCUGAGGACAGACCUGAUGGUGGACCCUCGCAGUAAAUCCCUGGUGCUGAACGGGAAACCGGGUCACCUCCAGUUUUACUCGCUCCAAAGAGACAAACUGCUCUACAACGUAAGCUCCCUGCGCUUUUAUCUGGAGUUGUUGAGAUGUUACACAAAGUUCAAGACAAUUUCUACACAUGUAACAGGAGAAAUCUGGUUAUUAGGUGAACCCAGGUCAGAUCAAAAUAAGCUCCAUAAAAGGGCUUGUUGUUGUUGUUGUUGUAGAUGACCGGCUCAGAUUGUCAGUCAAAGUGUGUGACAUUGUUACUCAGAGGAGAGUUGCCCUCUCUUUAAAACCACCACACUUCCGCUCCUUUUGCCCUUCAGUCGUGUUAAAAUAUAUAAAAAUAACAAAUGAGCAAAGUUCAAACUCUUUGGCUUGAAAACGUCUUGAUGUUUUGAUUUCUUCGGUGUUUCCUGCAGCUGGACAUCGUGCAGCAGGAGUACAUUCACGAGUCAGGUCUGCAGCAGUUCGAGGUGGUCAAGGCGGCCUUCAGCUCCUCCGGCAGCUGUUUGGCAACAGUGGAGGAGAGAAAACAGAAAGAUGCCGAGCUGGAGCUGAAUUUAAAACUGUGGGAGUUUGACGACCAAACACAGAGGUACAGACGUCUGCGUGACGUUCAGUCGGUCUGAGCAGAAGUUUUCCAAAACUUUGAAGAACAAAAGCGAAGCAGUCACGCAGAAACCGCUCCAGCGCUCUGAUUUUGUGGUAUUAAAGUCAGUUUUAUUCUUGCUCACUAACACAUCUCCUCUAUCACCAACAGUUUUGCGCUGAACACCACCAUCACGGCCCCCCACGAGGACCGGAUUACAGCCAUGUGCUUCUGCCACGCCACAGACAGCCAGACCACCAUGCUGGUCUCCGCCAGUAAAGAUGGACACUUCAAAGCCUGGAAGCUGGCUGCAGCGGCCCACACAGAAGGUACGCUGCAGUCUGGUCCACUCUCUGACGUUUCUCUAGAAACUUUGGGUUUUGAUGGAGAUAUUUCUUCUUGAAGCACAAACAUAGCUCUCUUAUUUAUAGCAUUUAAACUCUUAGCUUCUGGCUCAUUUGAUCUGUCUAUACAAACAUCAUGAAUAUUUUGGUCCAUAAUUAGAGAGUUAAUAUCUUCCUUUCAAACAUCUUUCUUAACAUGUUUCUCUGGGUUUAAAACCAUCAGUGUGAUCCAUAAAUGACCUUUAAUAACAUGUAAAUAUCAUCUUAAAGAGAAUGUUAGUUUAUUGGAUGUUGGACCAUCAUCUCAGCUCCGUGCACAUGGAUGGCAUUUUAAUCCAAAGCUUGUUGCACAACCGUGAAUUUGCACAUUUUUGACCAGGGAGGUGUCUGCUAGACUGAAGUCCCUUCACCCGUGCCAGCCUCCAGCAUCGGUACUUGAAAAACCUGUCAGGUCCAAAUGUGUCUGAACCUCUCUCUCUCUAAUCCACCUCCCUCUGUCCCCCCAGAUGAAGGGCCGUCCUGGUCGUGUGAUUUCGUGGGAGCCUAUCACAGACUGGUGCCUGAGUGCUGUUGUUUCUCUGCCGAUGGCUCUCUGCUGGCCGUCAGCUUUCAGGAGGUGGUGACCGUGUGGAGCCCGGCCUCCUGGGAGCUCCUCACGACUCUGUCGCAGCCGCCAGGAGCCAUCAGGUGAGGGCGGAAACACAUUGACCGACACACGGUUCGGUGGAAAACUUCAAAACAGGAGCGUCUGAAACAGUCUUUGAAAGCUGAACUCAUUCAGAUCUGUUUCAGGGGUUACCCCCUGCUGUCUGGACGUCAUUAAACAGUUAAAUAACUUUCUCUUCAGCCCGCUGGCAGACGUCCACGGUGUUGUUUCUCACAGCAGACAGGAGGCGUAACAGCCUGUCAGCCAGCCGAACACAGGGACCGCUCACAGUUUCGCAACGUUGCUGGAGUCUCAGAAAUGUUGGCUGAUGUCCCCGCUCUCUGAGGACAGGGCCCCGAGGCCAACGAGGACAUGAAACUACUGUUGUUAGUUUCUGUACCACUUUUUCUGAGGAAAUCCCAAAACACUGAGUCAGCUUUUAUUAAAAUUAGGGAACCAGCUCUGAUUUAUGAUUAUUGCCACAAUAAUCUGGACUUUGCACAAUCAUUUGCAGAUUUCUUUGUUUUGAAUGACUCAGAUUUUCGGUGACAGGUUACAAAGAAAGACAGUGCACUUGUCGGUGAAGGUCUCUGAAUAAUCCAGUUUCAACGCCCAACUGGAGGCCCGGUACCAAACACCAGCCUCACUUUAAAGUACCGGCACAAAUGUCCAGAAAUAAACCACAAAAGAGGAUUUUUUAGGACUUCACCGCUUGUCUAAAUUGGCGAUUACUAAUUAGUUUGAGUGUCUGCUAAAGAUCCUGUGAGGAUUUUUAAACUCCUGAUGAAUUGGUUGAAAUUCACAUUGAUGCCGUAUCAUGGUACUUGAUCCAAGGAGGUCGUUGUGAGCCAAGCUGAUGUUCUGACUUUCUUAAAUACUCACAAUAAGUCGUCAGGAUGCAGUUCUGUUAGAUCUUCAAGUAAAAAAUAGUCCUAGAGGUAAAAUUUAAAGAAAAAACAAAGACUAGAAGAGAUCUUUUGUUCAGAGCAGAGAUUUACACACUUGUUUGAAUAUUCAUUGAGCUGCUUCGCUCCAUAAACACCUUCAAACUCUUCUUUUUUUUAACCGUCAUGAACUCCUUUCAGCUCCCAGAUCACACAGGAAAUGUCCGUUUUAAGGACUUCAAAGUUGAAGCAGGGAAACUGUAGCAGGAGUGGGUUCGCUGUUGUUGUCACAGCUGCACGGCGCCCCUUACAUAAUUACCUCCUAUGGACGUGUAGAUUUGGGUCAACUGCUCGAACUCUAACCUCCUUAAGAUCCAGACGCUUUCUGUGCAGCUUAAGUCUGAGUAAGAUUCGGCUCACAUGCAGACGGUUGACAGCGUGGAGGAAAAGUCACCUGCGUUGUUAAAGUCUGAAAUAAAACGGCGGCUGUAAUGGAUUCAUCAGUCGGACGUAGAUUUUCCGGGUGUUUGCUUCUUGGUGGGUGUCCCUGCUUGCGUGUUCCCCUUUCAAGCCCCCAAAGCGGAAAACUCCUCAAAAGCUAAUCCUGUGAAAUAUGUGAGGGGGUGAAGUUAGGGUUCUUUAAAGUCACUGAAAAACUAAAAAGGUUUUUUUUUCUCUCCUCUGUCAGGAAUCUUUGUUUUGGACGACUGAGCUGCUCCAAAUAUCUGCUGGGAACCACAAACAGUAACCUGCUCUGCUGCUGGAACCUCCUCACAUGCUCACGUAAGGCUGCGUGUGCGGCGUGCACUUCAGAAAUUCAAGUUUGCAGCUGCAUACAUCAGUGCAAAGUUGUUUUUAAAUUUUAUGCACAGACAUGAGUAAACUUUUCUGUCUCCUGCAGUGGAGUGGAGCACCUCCAUGGACGUCAGCCUGCUGCUGGACGACCCGCUCUCUGAGAACGUGGCCGCUUUCUGCUGCCAGGCUGGAAACACAGACUGUAAGCCUCAGAGUUCAAAUAAAGCAACUUUAAUUACAAAACCAGGUCCUUUAACAAACUCAUCAUGACUAUCAGGCCAAUCACAAGCUGUGUCCCAUUUCUACAUCCCUCAAAGGGUGCACGUCGAGUCCGAUGGCGUCACAGCUGCAUGUCCCAUUUUCAAAGCUGCUUCGUAUCUGUCCCACUUUUUUCCUGCAGGACGCAUCGAGUUCAUAUGACACUCGAGGUGUCUUGAGUUUCAAUGAGCAUCAGUUUAGAUGAGAAGACAGACCCUCAGACAGCAGAGUAAAACACAUUAAAUUAGGGCUGGGUGAUAAACGGAUAUUUUACAGAUACCAAAGUUUACGACAAUAACCAACAUCAUUUUGCCCAUAUCGGUAUAUUCUGUGUCAAAAAACUAAAUAAAUCAAAGACGUUUUUCUACAUCAGAGACGUGACUCCGCCCCAUCCAGUCUGUAACAAAGAGGGAAAGACAGGUGAGGAGAUGGAGGACGGUUCAAAAGUUGUAGCGACUGAAGUAGACAAAGUUAAUGUGGGAGGGGGUGAGCAGCUUGUGGAGUAGUUAUCGUCUAUUUAUCGUUAUCGAGGUGAACUGAUCAAUAUAUUGUGAUAUUGAUUUGAGGCCGUAUCGCCCAGCCCUACGUUAAAAUCAAUGAUCUGGUUUAAACUUGGUGAAUUAGGUUGCACAAUGAAAAUUAUGUUUUUUUUAGUUGCACGAAUCAGUGUUCACUAAUACGACCGUUUUUGCUGAUUCUGGUUUUUCAGUGUUCGUGUUUAAACCCAGCGAGCCCCGGCCCCUGUUUUCCCAGAAGGCCGUCUGCUCCGGAAAGGUGACUCACGCCGUCUUCGCCCCGAGGGAUGAGAUGCUGGAGAGCUGCGAGGAGAGCAGCCAGUGGCUGAACAGAUGCCAGCUUUACUUCCUCACUCAGUACAUGGUAAACUCUCGGCUUUUCCCUGAAGACCUCUCGUUUUCUAACAGUCAGAAGUUUCUCUUCAGUUUAAUGAAGUCGAUGAUACUCUUACAUCUCUGACCGACACGAGUCUUUAGUGAAAUUUGCUCCAGUUUUGGUCUGAAAACUACGGAGGAGGAUCAGGGCCACUGGGGACAUUUAUUAUGAUUCUGAGAAAAAACUCAGAAUCCUGACCUUUCUCUCAGACCUUAUUGAACCUCAUUAUUAUGAUCUUAUUUUUCCACUGGUCCUCAUCCUCUUCCUUAGAAAACAUCUAAUAUUAAAAUGCCGUUUUGGUUUCAUGGCAUCAGACUGUUUUUGUCUCAUCGUCUUCAUGCCGUCGUUGUCUCUCGUCUGCAGGAUCUGUUGACGUUCACCACCAAGUCAGAGGAGGACAAACUCAUGGCCUCCAGCAAACAGGUACAGCUCCCCUGUUCGUCCACCACCGCUCAGCUUUAUCAUGACUCAGGUUUUUCUAAUGCUGAAGAUCGCUGUGUCAUUCUGAGCAUGUUUACAGCCGCUUCUCUGUUUCUUGAGUACAUACCUGGUUCCUCCUCAUGUUCACUUCCUCAUUUCUUUGAGAAAUACAACAGUCAUAAAGUGGAAAAUGAUGACUGCAUCAUUUUCCACCUCACAUGUUUUCGUCUGGUAUGAACACGAGGUUUGAGAGGCUGCUCAGAUAGAGUUACAGAAGGAUGGCACAGCGAGCGUCCCGUGGAUCCUCUCCGCCUGUUUUUCUGUUUCAUGUUCAUUAACUCGUGGAGACAAAGCUGAGUCAGAAUAACCCCACUCUGUUUACUCUGUCUGCACAAAUAAAAAACACAGAUGCCGAGGACUGAACUCUGACCUCUGUUUUCCCUUUUCUAAAGCUUGUGAUUGAUGACAGCGUCGCCAUGACACCCUUCUCCCUGUUGCUGGGGAAACACCGGCUACAGGACGGUCAGGAAGCGGCCAGCAACCUGUUUGCAGAGAGAGCGCCUCUGCCUCAGGGGUCUGCGGCUGUCAGAGAGGUCUGUCGAUUUUAAAGUUCAACACAAACGUGUAUUUGAGUGAUCCAGCUGUGACUUUUUUUAAUCACUUUAUCGCACAUAAAACUUUACUUCUUUCCCUCACAGCUCCUGCAGACGCCAGCCCACGUCUUGCCCUCCACCUCUUUCCUCUGCUCCAUGUUUGUACAGUCUCUGCUCAUCUCUGUGAAAGACACCAGGUCAGUCAUCCUCAGUCCACAUCCAAAAAUGAUCCCGGGUCAACUGAACCUGCUGUUUGUAAAACCUGUGAGCACGUUUAUCGUCAUCUCGCAACAGAAACGUGAACUUCUAUGCCUCAGGACUUUAUUAUCGUCGUUACAUCAUAUAAACAUGCAGCGUGAAAUUCAGGGAUGUAAUCCAAGGACCGCUGUUGCAAUAUGGCCACAGACAACUUUUACUUCCCUUUAAGACUGAAUUAAAUUAAUCAUCAAAACCGCAGCAUGAAGAAGGGUCAGGGUGAGUGAGGUUAGCGGUUAUUAUUGUACAGAUUUAAGAGACGUUUUAGAGUGAAACGCAUUAUAAAAGAGGGGGAUAAAUACGCUGAUAUGACAUCAUGUGAGUGUAAAGGGUAUAAGAAGUGCUGUCAAAGUCUGAUCAUUUUUGAGAAGUGUUUCGGUUCAAUGACUUUGUGGCAGAAGAUUAAACCAAAUAUAGUAAAUCACUGCGGUUUGACUUCUUACCGAGGAUGUCACCUUUAAAUCGACCAGAAUCAAGAUUUCCUUUAAACAACAGAAGUUCACUUUUCUGUUCACCGUGCUGUCUGACAGUAUGUGUCAAAUAGUUUCAUCACAUUCUUAACUGUGAUGAUGUAAAAGGUAAUUUAACCUCUGAAAUUAUGACAGAGGACUAGGCAGCAUAAAUAAAUAAAUGUAUGGAGGUGCUGAUGGCCUUGUGGUCCAGGCUUUAGUUCUUGUAGCAGCAGUUUAAUCCCCGUCAACAACCCUUUGCUGAGCGUCUUCCCUCAUUCUCUACUCCCCACAAACCUGGUUUCUCCUCCUCUCUAGUAAAGGUUAUAAAUGUUUAGAAUUAUAACUUAGUGGAUUAAGACGUAAAAUCAAAAGAGUGAAGUUUUAAUAUUGUGACACUAAAGUUUUAAAAGAUCAAGAUUCACAAAAAUAAAGUCACAGAUUUGAAAGAAUGAAGUUGUCAUCUUAAGAGAAAGUACUAAUUAUAGGUUGUGGUUAAUUGGUGGUUUGUUAAAACGUCAUAUAGAGUGAUAUCAGAGGAGCGGUCAGCUGUCUGCACUCAAAUGAGGAACAGGGAUUGUAGCGACUGCUUUCCUUCAACAAAAGGCCGCUGGAGCACUGUCAUAUGUGACUCAUUAAUUCAUCAGUCCGGUUGAGUGUUGAAGGUGAUUUAUUGUUCAAAAAGGAAAGAAAACACACUGAUCCAGGUCCAAACUUUUGCCUUUAAAUAAAAAAGUGAUGGAUGAAAUGAGGUUAGACGGAUGAGGGAAAAACAGUCAACAGAAAAUUAUCAGACCUUACCACAACCCAUUUUCUGACUACACCAGUGUUUUUAAAUAACCUGCCAAACCUCCCGAAACCACACCCCACAGUGUCCCGAAAGUGACGUGCCGAGUAGAAAUCAUAUCCUCAACAAAUAUAUUUUGGCUCCUACAGGGAUCAUGCACUGUCUGCCUGUAAACCUGAACUUUAGAUGAGGCUCUUGCUCAACUAAAUCAGGAUCCUGUCACUUUUGUUGGAUCCUGAUGCGGUAAAAAUUGAAUAAUCACUUUCAUGACUCUUUGAUUUCACAAGAUGCUCCCUGUUCCUCUUUUGGUCUGUCCCGUCAACAAUAGGAGUUUUUUUCUCAUAAAUUUGUACUUUAAUCCUGUAAAUUUACUUCUUCAUGCAAAUUUAGGACUUCAGUCUUCAUUUAAGACUUUGUUUUCCGUUUAAUUUACAAAUUCAAUCUUUUCUGUAAAAUGAGUUUAAUAUGUAAUCACACAGAAUAAAACAAAUUCCUCCAGAUGUUAGAAGACUAAACGACACACUUUGAACGUCGAUCACCUGUAUGCAGACUAAAACUGUAUGAAUGUGCAGAAAUAUUAAAGCAGAAGUUUCUCAUCCCUGAAACUCGAUCGUCCAAAGACGCUCACGUGCAGACGACUUCAUCAGCACUAAUUCAGGGAGAGUGAGGGGGGACAACAGCUGAUUACUGACCCUUUACUCACUUCAUAAUUCCUCAAAUGUCCUUGUGACUCCAAAAACUGAUCUCACAUGAUUCAGCAACUCAAGGUGAUGAAAAAUUUGCACUCUGUGGUUUAUCUCUGAAAAUAUGCAGACUCAUGUCGACCUUUUCUUCUGUUCUCAUGGGCUCAGAGAGGAAAACAAACAGGCGGAGGAGGAAAUGGAGAGUGAGAAAGAGGAAGAGGACUCCGAAGGGGAAAUGGACUCUAGCAGCUCGAGGCCGAUGAGGCAGGAGUCUGUGGGAGUCGGAGCCGCAGGGUCUUCAGACCCCGCUCUGACCAAAGCUCAGCUUAAGGAACUGAAGAGGGUGAGGAAGCUGGACCACAGCUGGCUGUCAGGACUGCUGGACCCCUGACCAUGACUGUGAACAGAGACAGACGCUCACUGAUGCUGUGCUGAGACGAAGUUAGCAGCACAUUUGUGGAUGUUUUUGUACGUUUGUUUUAUUUUCUAAAACUAUAACAGAAAAAAAGUAAAUGACACCAACAUCAUCAUUUCAAAGCUCAUCAUUUUAGAUUCAUUUUCUAUGUUUUUACUUUUCUGUUUGUUUUAUUUGUUGGAUAUUAAAUCUCUCCGGAGUCAAAGUUUUGUUGCAGACUGCAGAAA
This is a messenger RNA of Xyrichtys novacula (pearly razorfish), 38825 nucleotides long. Lineage: Eukaryota; Metazoa; Chordata; Actinopteri; Labriformes; Labridae. The record is from the annotation of a GenBank genome assembly.